AUGAAUCUUCCUGAGAACGUUGCUCUUUUACAAUGUCUCGACUUGAAACGGCUACUUGGGGAUAAUGAAGAGAAAAUCUUGAAGCAAGUGUCUGAGAGUCCAUUUUUGCUUGAGCCUUUGAAUUCAGAAGAAUUGAAAAGGAUCUAUGAUCGGGCAGCUACAAAUUCGGAGCCAGAAGAGAAGACUGAAUUAGGCUUAAGCAAGGACAGCUCUAUAGCAGAUCAUGAAACAAAAUCUGACAAACGAAUGCAAUUAAGAGAGAAUGUUAUCAAUGAUCUUAUUCAUGAGCUGAACGAUUGUGUAAAGUCUUUUGACGCGUGUCUUGAGCAACAGGCAGAAGAGAGUACGAAAGCCAAGGAGCAGGAUGAGAAAGCUGUACAAGAAACUGCAACCGCUACAGAAAAAGAAUCCAAAAACUUGCGUUCGAAAAGAAGACCAUCGGAACCUGUACCUGAGGAGCCAGAAUCAUCGCAUAUUCCGGAUGUAAAUGCUCCUUCUGGUCCUGCAGCUGCAAGAGCGACCACUCGUGCUGCUAGUAGAAAACAAACUUCACAGGACGAAGAAAAAACCAGCCUUAAAAAGUUUCAGAAUGCUAUUCUUCCCGUAUUGGAUAAUAUUUCCAAUCAUCGCUUUGGAGCACCUUUUAGUCAUCCUGUGAACAGGAAAGAAGCUCAAGACUAUGAUUCACUCAUCUAUUAUCCUCAAGAUUUAAGGACAAUAAAGAAUAUGGUCCGCGAAGGCACCCUUACGACUGCCGAAGAAGUUUAUCGAGAAGUGUUGCGCGUAUUCGCGAACUGCAAAAUGUACAACGGCGGUGAUACAAGCAGUGCAAUGUCAAUAUGGGGAGAUGAGUGUUUUCGAUUUACAGGAGAAUUAUUCGAAAUGUAUAAACAAGCGAGUAUCAAACGAUGA
Schizosaccharomyces osmophilus is the source of this 912-nucleotide messenger RNA. It is a transcript of the gene bdc1, whose product is annotated as bromodomain protein Bdc1. The record is from RefSeq and is a predicted model, not a curated record. Gene Ontology annotation, cellular component: NuA4 histone acetyltransferase complex. The transcript has a single exon. Bases 1 to 912 code for a protein of 303 amino acids. Gene Ontology annotation, molecular function: protein binding. NCBI's taxonomy places the organism in Eukaryota, Fungi, Ascomycota, Schizosaccharomycetes, Schizosaccharomycetales, Schizosaccharomycetaceae.